Molecule: messenger RNA, 1699 nt
Organism: Carassius auratus (goldfish)
Lineage: Eukaryota; Metazoa; Chordata; Actinopteri; Cypriniformes; Cyprinidae
Product: elongation of very long chain fatty acids protein 1
Exons: 8
Coding region: 311-1258 (315 amino acids)
Biological process (GO): fatty acid elongation, monounsaturated fatty acid; very long-chain fatty acid biosynthetic process; fatty acid elongation, saturated fatty acid
Cellular component (GO): endoplasmic reticulum; endoplasmic reticulum membrane
Molecular function (GO): fatty acid elongase activity
Source: RefSeq, a predicted model, not a curated record
AGAAUGAGCUGCUGCUCAGGCUUAUAUUGGGCAGGGAGCACGGCCUGUCACUGCCUUGGUAAAACUCCCACUGGAAUACAUUCCUCCAUUCAUUCGUUCACUGGUGAAAACUGCUGAAAGGAAAGAUAAAGGACACGGGGAAGAACCAAAGUUCAUUUCGACUAUUAUCCAUUUAUUUGCUCCUGUGGGGCAGUAUUAUUUUAGUUAGUUUUUUAUUUAUUUAUUUAUUUAUUUAUUUAUUUUUGGCUGGGGUUAACUGAAUCAACAGAAAGACAACAGUUUAUUGGCUGUCUGAAGAAAUAAAGACAAGAUGUUUCAAGAGGUGCUUUCAAACAUCUUGAAGAUCUACGACUAUAUUCUGAAAAGAACUGAUGCCAGGGUGCGAGAUUAUCCGCUGAUGCAGAAUCCCAUUGAGAUGACGUUCAUCUUGCUGGGAUACGUCAUCUUCGUUUUAUAUGUGGGACCACGAUACAUGACCAAUCGGAAACCUUUCCACCUCAACGCAGCUAUGAUUGUCUAUAAUUUCUCAAUGGUGGCCUUCAACGCAUACAUUGUUUAUGAGUUCCUGAUGUCUGGCUGGGGAACUACGUACACCUGGAGAUGUGACCUCUGUGACCCCUCCAGCAGUCCUGAAGCUCUCAGAAUGGUUCGGGCAGCCUGGUUGUUCUAUUUUUCCAAAUAUAUUGAACUUCUAGAUACGGUGUUUUUUGUAUUGAGAAAGAAGCACAGUCAGGUCACGUUCCUGCAUAUCUUUCAUCAUUCGGUCUUACCCUGGACCUGGUGGUGGGGCAUCACUCUUACUCCUGCGGGUGGCAUGGGUUCUUUUCAUGCUAUGGUGAACGCAUGUGUCCAUGUCAUCAUGUACACCUACUAUGGUCUGGCUGCUGCAGGGCCACGCUUCCAGAAGUAUCUGUGGUGGAAAAAGUACAUGACUGCAAUCCAACUGAUUCAGUUUGUGCUGUUGACUGUCCAUAUCUCUCAGUAUUACUUUAUGGAAAAGUGUGAAUACCAAGUUCCCAUCUUCAUUCAUCUCAUCUUGAUCUAUGGCAUCUUUUUCUUCGUCCUCUUCUCCAAUUUCUGGAUCCAGGCCUACAUAAAGGGAAAGCGACUACCUGCUUCCACUGAGGACAAACCCAAACAGAACGGCAUUACCACUGUAAUUGAGCCAGUGGUAGUGGCCAAUGGCAAACACUUGGAAAAUGGCACUGUGCAAUACACUAAUGGAUUUGCCCACAAUGGGAAAGUGAAGGAGGUCUAAAUGGGCCAAUCAGAAACAUUAGAGACAUUGUUGUUAGAUAAUUUUUGUCAAAUUAACAUUUUUUAGGAUUGCAUGGGAGAUGAAAAGGCACAUUGGAUCUGGCAGUGGGUCCCCCUUUCCUGUUAUUUAUAGAUGUUGGAGGUGGGGCGGGGGGCACUAUGCAUGAAGAGAAUUCGUCCACCUAAAUCGUUGACGUCACUCUGAAACCUGACAUCAUGUGUCUGUGGUUAAAUCCACUUGACCUUAGCUUUUUAUUUCCUGGCAUAUGAGUCUCCCAGUUGUUUGCACACUGUACAGUUUUCACAAACCUAACCCACACUUGACUGUAAAUAAAUAUUUUCUCACAGUUUAUUGGAAAUGUAUGAGUUUUUUUUUUAAGAGCUUGUUUCUUACUUAUCAGUUGAUAAAUGCUUUUUAUAAUAAACUGUAUUUUUUGUUUUA